Molecule: messenger RNA, 1680 nt
Organism: Miscanthus lutarioriparius
Lineage: Eukaryota; Viridiplantae; Streptophyta; Magnoliopsida; Poales; Poaceae
Source: the annotation of a GenBank genome assembly
AUGGACAUGGACGCGAGCCAAACCUGGCCGCCCCCAACCCCCUCGCCGCCGCCCUUCUCCUCCCGGCCCCACGCGUCGCCGUCCCCGCACCGCCGGCGCCGCCGGCACUCCAAGAAGCACAAGCCCCCGCCCGCGCCCGCGCCGACGCCGCAGGGUGCGGACUUCUCCGCGCUCCCGCCGGAGCUCGUCCACCGGGCCCUCGCGGCCGCGUGCGCCUCCGACGUCGCGGCGGCCAGCCGAGCGUGCCGCGCGUGGCGGGACGCGCUGCGGCCGCUCCGCGAGGCCGCGGCGCUGCACGCGUACGGCCGACGCGUCAAGCACGGCCUCGUGGCGGGAUCCGCUGCCUCACGCGGGGCCGGAGGGGAACGUCUCGAGACGGAGAGGCAGCGCGCGCUGGGGCUGUUCCGGCGGGCCGCGAGGCUGGGCUCCGCGGCGGCGAUGGUGGACGCGGGGCUCAUGUGCUGGGAGGAUGGGCGGCGGGAGGAGGCCGUCGGUUACUACCGGAGCGCGGCGGACCUGGGGCAUCCAGUUGGGAUGUGCAACCUUGGAGUCUCCUACCUCGAAGCUGAUCCACCCAAGGCCGAGGAAGCCAUUAGAUGGUUUUAUCCAUCAGCAUCUGCAGGCAAUGCUCGUGCUCAAUACAACCUAGGCCUUUGCUUGCAGAAUGGGAAGGGUGUCAAGCGGAAUCAGAAGGAAGCUGCAAAAUGGUAUUUGCGAGCUGCAGAGGGAGGGAAUGUACGAGCCAUGUAUAACAUUUCCUUGUGUUACAGCUAUGGUGAAGGGCUUUCACAGGAUCCAGCAGGAGACAAGGUCAAGUCUCUCAUGUAUCUGGAGUUGGCAACACGGCGUGGAGAAACUGCUGCUGCCCACAUGAGAGAUGUAAUAUUUGAAUCGCUCUCAGUUGUGAAUGCACAGCGUGCCAUGUCGGAUGCUGAUAAAUGGAAGCCUAGGACACUCCAUCCUAGAAGAAGGAGCAAAGCCAAAUGGAAAAGGCGUAACGACAAGAACAAGGAACAAAGCAAGAGCCAUCCGUGGAUAGAAACUCUGCUUAGUAGAGAAAAGGGGCAAUUCUUCAGCUCUGUUGGGAAGCAGUACAACUUGCAGAGCCACACGCCCACACUAGUCCCCGAUCUGACUCUCACAAGUUCACACAGCUCCCGGCUCCAUCUUGGUGCCAGUGCUCAGUGCUGUGCAGUGCAGCAGAGCAAGAUGGGGGGAGGAGAUCGGCCAUCUGCGUCGCUCCUGCUCUUCUCGCUGGGGCUUGUGCUCCUCUACUUCACCUCAGGCAGCACCGUUGGUCUCGUGGAGGGACAGAAAACCUGGUGCAUCGCCAAGCCGUCGGCGUCGAACGAGAUCCUGGCGCAGAACCUGGUCUACGCGUGCUCCCAGGUGAGCUGCGCCGUGAUCCAGAAAGGCGGGCCGUGCUACUACCCGGACAGCCUCGUGUCCCGCGCCGCCGUCGCCAUGAACCUCUACUACGCCUACAGCGGCAGGCACCCCUGGAACUGCUACUUCAACAACUCCGCGCUCGUCGUGCAGUCCGAUCCAAGUACCACACCCUCAAUCCCAUUGCUGCCCCCAGUCUUCUCUCCGCUCUCAAAUCCUACAUUCAUUCAUGUGCCAUCUGAUCGAAUGUCGCUCGCUCGUUUUGCAGGUUAUGGUUCGUGCACGUACUACUGA